AUGGGUCGCGGCAGUGGAGCAACAACAGUAAUGCGAAAAAAAGACGUGGCGUUAGAGAAGGGCACUACUACCGCCAGGGCUUUCCACCGCAGUCCUCUCCCUGAGAAGCCUCUUGGGAAUGACGAUCAAUCUCCACUGGCUGCAAUGAAUAGAACUAUAACGAUGGAAAAAUACAAGGCUGCUGCUCAUUCGAAAAAUUGGCAGCUUGAAACAUCUUCUGCGAUUUUUUCCUUCGUUGUUGGCUGUGAAGGAGGCGCUCUCCAUCUGAUUGAACAAAGUGGAUCAGGAUUGAAACUGCAUCAGUUGGACUAUCGCAUCGAAUUCGUUGCACAUUUCCAUCAGAAAGGAUUGCUCAUCGCACUCGCGAGUGACAUGAUGCUUUAUCAUUUUAACAUCUCACCCGAGACAACUGCGAACGAGAAACUAAGAGUGAAGCUGAAUGGGAAGGCAGGUAGCACAGUGGUAGUGCUCAGAGAAAAACUGCUCCUCAUUUGUCACCAGGAGAGGGAUCUAAGAGUAUGGGACCUCGAGUCUGACGAAAAUGGUACAAUAUCACUACAGUCUGCGAAAGGUUUCGAUGGAGAUGACGUCAUCCUCUGUAUGGACUACUCAAAGCAGAAAGGGAUGAUAUCAGCUGGGACUAGGAAAGGAAAAGUUGCUAAUUGGAAAUAUCGCGCUGGAGAGUCUACGGUAGAGAAUUCGUGGCGCCUUCAGAAUGGAAAUCAAGUUGGAGAAAAAAUUACAUCAAUAGAAUGGUGUUCAACCCAUUCCGCUUUGGCUGUGAACGCGGGAAAUGAGCUCACCAUACUGCAGGAAGGAAACAACAUAACAUGUUUGAGGAAUAAGAUUGCGGCAAUCCAGAGUGGUCCUUCAUCCUUCACCUUGAUCAACGUUUUUUCUAGUGUGAGUCAAGAACUAAAACUGACCUUCGAAGUAGUGGGAAUAAAUGUGCAGGAGAAGCAACUCGUCGUCUGGAGUUUGGACACGGUGGCGACGUUUGACGUGCAAUCCUCGCUUGCAACUAUCCAGUCAUCUAUUUUUUCCUGUUCUGCGCAGGAUAUUCUCAUCCAUCAACACACUCUCUAUUGUAUCGAACGAGAUAAAAUAAAUGUCAGGACACUACAGAAAGAGCCGCAAAAGGGCACCGUCCGUCAGAUCCUCUCUCUUCCUGAGAUGGAAGGUGAUCCAGUUCAAAUCCAUUCAAAUCGGGAUUGGUUAGCAGUGGCAACAGCAGCUGGAUUUAUCAGAAUCUACAGCAUCAACAGCAAAGAAGCGCGUCAGGAGUAUCACUCGAAAUAUGUGGUGGAGGCGCUGGAUGAGUUUCAUCGAUUUGCUUCGGUGAAAGUGAACAUUUCUGGAAACAGAAUUGCUUGCACCUAUUAUGCUACUCCACUGAAAAUUGGUGAUCGCAUUUUGGUGUGGGACGCUGCAGCUGAUUUAACUGCGUACUUCUCUCUUACUCUUGGAAUGACAGACCAGCAACAGUACGAAGCAGAGGCAGAGUUGGCGAGCUCGGACGGUCGACCAGUUACAGCGGCAGCGAGAAAAAUUGAGAGGGAGCAGUCAAGGUUUCGACUGCCUUAUCAUGAACCCGGGAGCAUUUUUUGGGACGAAACAGACGAUCGCUUUCUUGUAUGCCAAGCCCAAGCCUCUCCGCAGUACAUGAUUGACGACAUGAUCCUAACUAUGUUUGUGACUUCUGACCAUGGCAUUCACCUGCAAGACCUUGCGCGUAAAUCUGCUGCUUCGGAUGUACUCAUUGGCGUAUGUGUCCCACACAUGUACUUCACAAAGAAAAUGGACUUUGAGGACGAGGAGGUAAAAGGAGAGAAAUCCAUCGGUCGCUUUCUGAUUGCACGUUCACUUCGUGAGUUCUCCGGAGUUGAAAAUUGCGCUGAUGAUGCGACGAGGAGAGGAAUGAUGGACUUUUGUUAUUACCUCAGUAUAGGUCAAAUGGAUGACGCGUUCAAGGCAAUCCGCUUUAUCAAGAGCGAAAGCGUAUGGGAACACAUGGCAUCAAUGAGUGUGAAGACACGUCGUUUGGAUGUAGCAGCAGUGUGUCUUGGGAACAUGAAGAACGUCCGUGGAGCAAGGGCGCUUCGAAAAGCACAGGAGGCGGGAGAAGAUGAACUCAUGCAAUGCGCCGCUCUAGCAGUGGAACUGGGGAUGCUGGAGGAUGCUGAAGCUAUGUACGUGAGUGCUGGCCGGUACGACAUGGUCAACAAAAUCCAUCAAGCUCAAAACUCCUGGAAUCAGGCUUUCGAUGUAGCUUCUCGUCACGACCGUAUCCAUCUCAGGAACACUCACUACAACUAUGCAAAGUACUUAGAGAGAGCAGGAGCUUUGGAACCGGCUAUCGAGAAUUUCGAGAAGUCGGAAACCCACCACUUUGAAGUCCCCAGAAUGUUUGCAGACAGUCCGAAAAUCCUUGAAUCGUACGUAAGGAGGAAGAGGGAACCACAACUUCAAGCAUGGUGGGGGCGAUACUUGGAAAGCAUCGGAGAAUUGGACGGUGCGGCGGCGUUUUAUACUGCAGCUAAGGACGUUUUGUCAUUAGUAAGAAUAAAAUGCGCUCAAAACAAGCUCGAAGAAGCCUCAAAUAUUGCGCUUGAAUCAAACCACAGAGCUGCGUGCUAUCACCUUGCCAGAAUCUUCGAAGCAGAAGGGAACUUCUCGAAAGCUGCUGACUUCUAUACUAAAGCUCACGCUUAUAGUAGCGCCAUUAGAAUAGUUAAAGAACAUGAUAUGCGGGAUUUGCUAGCCAACCUCUGCUUGAUGGCAGGUGGCAGUGAGAUCGUUGAAGCAGCUCGUUAUUUCGAGGAAAUCCCUGGAUACACGCAUCAAGCAGUUAUGCUUUAUCAUAAGGCAGGAAUGGUUGGUAGAGCUCUAGACCUUGCGUUCCGAGCAGAGCAGUUCAGCGCUCUGGAUCUCGUUACGAAGGACCUCCACUCUGGAUGCGAUCCCAGUGUCCUGAAGAGAGCUGCAGAAUUUUUCUCUAUCAAUCAAAACUAUGAGAAGGCGGUUGAACUUCUUUGCUUAGCAAAAGAUUUUCAAAAUGCUAUCGAACUUUGCCGCGAUCGAAAUGUGAGGUUGACAGACAAAGUAGCUGAGCUGAUGACUCCUACCAAGGAAACUACUCCCAAUGAGACCGAGAGGAAACAACUGCUAGAAAGCAUAGCCGAGUUGGGUUUGCAUCAGGGUAACUACCAUUUUGCAGCAAAGAAAUAUACUCAAGCUGGUGAUAAGUUGCAGGCUAUGAGAGCACUCAUUAAAUCCGGCGAUACUCAGAAAAUAACUUUUUUUGCUAAUACGGCAAGAAAUAGGAACAUUUACAUCUUAGCAGCAAACUAUCUUCAGACCACCGACUGGCAGGGAAAUGCAGCGGUCAUACGCGACAUUGAGACCUUCUAUUCAAAAGCGCAUUCUCAUCUCCACUUGGCCAGUUUCUACAAAGCCUGUGCCUUUAUGGAAGUGGAGACUUUCAAUGAUUUUUCAAAAGCUGCUGAUGCUCUGGAACAUGCUCAGAGAACUGCGGAACGAGGACUACAAGAACAGCAGUCCCAUUCAGAAGAAUCAACUUCUACAGUGAAUGCGCUGAAAUCGCUGAGAGAAGAAAUAGUGGAAAAUCUAUCCCAACUAGCCAAAUUUGAGAAGAUCAAAGAGGCAUACGCUGUUGACGAGAACGACGCGGUUUUGCAGCUCCAGCACCUUGUAGAGAAUGCUUCAGAGGAUUCAAUUAUUCGUCCAAGUCAUAUAUAUUCUCUUCUCAUUGCUCACUAUGCUGGAAAGGAGAACUACAGAUCGGCAUACCGAUGCGUAACACAACUGCAGAAGCUACAGAAAAAUCUAGACUUGUCUACUAUUAUCAGUCCAGAUCUUCUGAAUAAGAUUUGUGAUGAACUAGGGGUACCCAGAGUCAUUUCGCGUGAGAGUGAGGAGAUAGAUUCCGAUAUCGAAGAGGUCCAAGGAGUGGAGUAUAGCCACGCUAUGAAGAAGAGAGAAUCGCUUUUCUAA
This is a messenger RNA of Necator americanus (New World hookworm), 4014 nucleotides long. RefSeq lists its product as uncharacterized. Gene Ontology annotation, molecular function: protein binding. The record is from RefSeq and is a predicted model, not a curated record. The transcript is spliced from 33 exons. Gene Ontology annotation, cellular component: intraciliary transport particle A; ciliary basal body; axoneme. Bases 1 to 4014 code for a protein of 1337 amino acids. NCBI's taxonomy places the organism in Eukaryota, Metazoa, Nematoda, Chromadorea, Rhabditida, Ancylostomatidae. Gene Ontology annotation, biological process: intraciliary retrograde transport.